AUGGACAAAAUUGAACAUGUACGAAAUCAGGCCCAUUAUGGGCCUGGUGUUCUUGAAGAGAACAAAACUCACAAAGCUGAGCAUUUGAAACAACCAACCCGGUCGGAUCUCGAACAAGACUCCGCCAAAGUCGAUCUUGAAGAUCAAUCCCAACGCUUGCCAUUCUUUCGCCUCCUUCUAGCUUACCUCUGUCUUUGUCUCUGCUACUUAAUAUCGUACCUAGACAUGAAUUCAGUUGCAACGUCUCUACCUACCAUAUCUGAAGCUCUUGACACAGGUCCGACAGUUACAUGGGUUGGAACAUCUUACCUGCUAGGCCAACUCUCAUUUCAACCUCUAUACGGCAGAAUCUCGGACAUCACUGGACGAAAACCCGUGCUACUAUUCUCAAUAGGCUGCAUAGUUGUCGGUGGUGUCCUAUGCGGUUUCGCUCGCACGCCAGUCUGGUUGUACGUAUGUCGUACCAUCAGCGGUAUCGGUGGCGGCGGCAUAAGUUCAUCAGUGGCUAUCAUCGUGAGUGAUUUGGUCAGUCUGAGAUCGAGGGGCAAGUACCAAGGUUUUAUCAGUCUCGCUAUCGGCACUGGGGCUGCUUCUGGUCCGUUUAUCGCCGCAGGACUAAUUCAGAUGACUAAUGAUGGAUGGAGAUGGGUAUUUUGGGUCCCUGCUAUCAUGGGCGCUAUUUGCUUUGUUCUGCUUGUACUUCUCCUCCCACUGAAACCAGUCUCGGGGACCUUGAAAGAAAAGGUUCAAAAGAUUGACUGGUGGGGUGUCCUGGCUUCCAUCGCUGGCAUUGUUCUAACCGUGAUGUCCAUCAAUUCCGGAGGAAGCAUGUGGGCAUGGGAAAACGUCAAGACUAUCUCCAUGCUAGCAAUCGGCAUCGUCAUGCUUCUUGUAUUCAUCGCCAUAGAAGCCUUCUUUGCAAAGAUUCCUAUCAUUCCUCUUCGACUAUUCAGGCAGAGGUCUCCAUCAGUACUCAUCCUGACAGGUUUCCUUCACGAUUUUGCUUGGCAGUCAACUCAGUACUUUGUCCCGCUGUACUACCAGACUGUUUGUGGGUUUUCACCGCUGAAGAGUGCCACAUUGAUCGUGCCAUUCUUGCUUGCUCAGGGAAUAGCCGGUGCUGCUUCCGGGCCUCUGAUGGCCAAAUACGCUAGGUACAUGCCUAUCCUCCGAGCUGGGUUCACAGUCUGGACUCUUGGGUCUGGUCUCAAACUUCUCUUUAACCAAGACACGCAUAUUUCAGUCUAUGUUGUGGUACUGGCCGUCGAAGGGGCAGGAAUAGGAUGGGUUCACCAGCCAGGUCUAGUGGCUCUCCAGGCCAACUCGGCAGACGAAGAUCGUGCUGUAGCGACUGGAACUCGCAACGUCUUCCGGUCAUUGGGCGGUGUUGUCGGAAUAGCAGUCUCUACAGCUGUACACUACGCCGUGUUAGACAAAGCUCUACAGACGAACAACACCAUUCCGGACUGGCUUCGCGACAGUGUUCUGGAUGGUACAUGGUCAGUCCAGGAUGCAAGUACUGAACAAUACGUGGGUGCCAUCUUAGACGCAAGAAUGCAGGGGUUCAGGGUCAUUUUUAUAAUCACUGUGCCUUUGAUGGCUUUGUGUUUGGGUGCUAGUUUCUUGGUUGACGAUAUCAUUCUUAAAGGAGAUGUUGACCAGAAUGAUGGACAUGAUAACCACGUUGCAGCCCCGACUACGGAAGUGGCGACGGAUGUCAAAACAGGUUGA
This is a messenger RNA of Fusarium venenatum, 1731 nucleotides long. Its product is annotated as major facilitator superfamily domain-containing protein. Gene Ontology annotation, molecular function: transmembrane transporter activity. Gene Ontology annotation, cellular component: plasma membrane. Gene Ontology annotation, biological process: transmembrane transport. NCBI's taxonomy places the organism in Eukaryota, Fungi, Ascomycota, Sordariomycetes, Hypocreales, Nectriaceae. The record is from RefSeq and is a predicted model, not a curated record.